Messenger RNA from Varanus komodoensis (Komodo dragon), 705 nucleotides. It is a transcript of the gene CLEC19A, whose product is annotated as C-type lectin domain containing 19A. The coding region runs from base 1 to 561 and encodes 186 amino acids. The record is from RefSeq and is a predicted model, not a curated record. Gene Ontology annotation, molecular function: signaling receptor activity. The transcript is spliced from 5 exons. Lineage: Eukaryota; Metazoa; Chordata; Lepidosauria; Squamata; Varanidae.
AUGCUCGGAUGGAAUUUCUGUGCUCUUCUGUCUGGGACGUUCCUCAUCAGCCAAGCUUUCCCGCACACCAACAUCAAAAUCAGUCAAGCUCUGAGCGAGCCGAUCCUGUCCUACUCUUGUCCUAUCUUCUGGACCGAAUAUGAGGGAUCUUGUUACAGAUACUUCCCCAUCAACAAGACGUGGGCAGAGGCUGACUUGUAUUGCGCAGAAUUUUCCAUUGGGCUAAAAUCGGCCAAAUUGGUGUCCAUUCACAGCUGGGAAGAAAAUGUAUUUGCAUAUGAUCUGGUCAACAGCAGAGUGCCCGGCAUCCCCACGGAUAUCUGGAUAGGACUGAGUGAUCUGCGGCAGGAGAGCAGCUUUGAAUGGACCGAUGGCUCCCCGUAUGACUAUACCUACUGGGAUGGCAAUCAGCCGGAUGACGGGAUUCACUCCAGACCAGAAGAUGAAGAUUGCGUGCAGAUCUGGUACAGAUACAGCAGUGCUUUAAGGUCUUGGAAUGACAACAGCUGCAACAGAGAGUUUCCAUUUGUGUGUAAGAUCCCAUCCCUGGCAGCCGAUUAGCUCUCUCCCUCCCCGGCAGAACUGCAGAGGCAACCAAACUUCUGUGUCGAGAGCACUGAGUGUCACGGACUCACACCUUGUCCGUUGGGCAUCCUUCCUGCACCAUUCGUCUAAUAAAUGCUGUUCUGUUUGGGACUCACUGAA